Prorocentrum cordatum is the source of this 281-nucleotide messenger RNA. Lineage: Eukaryota; Dinophyceae; Prorocentrales; Prorocentraceae. The record is from the annotation of a GenBank genome assembly.
GAGUGUUGGAUGACCGACCCCAUCUGCACCUCCGUGGUGAUUGCCUUCUGGCAGCGCGUGCUCUGCAGGGCGGCCGGAGGCGACGCCGACGACUUCGACGCGGCCGCCGCGGCCGACCUCGUCAUGGAGUACUUCCCCCUGAAGGCCGACCGCAGCCUGCCCGGGGCCCUGCUCACGACCAUGAGCAGGUGCGGCUGGACGCGCAGGACCACCGUCCCGAAGGCCGCCGAGCCCGCGAGGAAGUCCUGCGAGGCGGCGCCGCAGGCGCCGUCGAAGCCAGU